CUAAAACAAAACCAGAGACCAAAUACAGAAGACUAACUGGAAAAAGCUAAACAUUUCAUUCAUUUACUUCCUUUUUCUCUUCUCCUCUCUGCUUUUAUCUCUUUAAACGUCGUCGUUUCUCCACCGUUGCUCCUACUCAGACUUCCUUUUUACAGCUUUCCGGUCGAUCGGCUUGUUUUCGGAACUUAUACCGUACCAUAUCUCAAGAUAAUCAAAGUCAAGUCUACUCGAUCCAGGAUUGUGGAUUGUGAAAGUUUGACUUACAAAUCCUCAUGCCAAAGAACCUAUAGUUUUUUUUCUACAGUUGCUUUGAGGGGAAAAUGCUGGAGGCUCCAAAGUUUGCGGGACUUAUAGACUUAAAUGAGAACCAUGAUCAUUAUGGUCUCACACAAAAUUUUUACCAUAAGCUUGGUGAAGGGUCAAAUAUGUCAAUCGACAGUUAUGGGAGCUUGCAGAUGAGCAAUGGUGGAGGUUCAGUUGCAAUGUCGAUGGAUAAUAGUAGUGUUGGAUCAAAUGAUUCACAUACUCGUAUUUUAAAUCAUCAGGGUCUCAAGCGUGUCCACAAUAACUAUCCCGAUGCAGCUAGUGUAAAUAAGGGCAAAACUUCUCAUGGGUUGAGCGAUGAUGCCCUAGCUAAAGCGUUGAUGGAUCCCCGAUUUCCUACCAAUGGGCUUGAGAAUUAUGAUGAGUGGACAAUUGAUUUGAGGAAGCUCAACAUGGGGCCAGCUUUUGCUCAAGGGGCUUUUGGUAAACUGUACAAGGGAACUUACAAUGGUGAGGAUGUUGCUAUCAAGCUUCUAGAGAGGCCAGAGAAUGAUCUUGAGAGGGCUCACUUGAUGGAGCAACAGUUUCAGCAGGAAGUUAUGAUGUUGGCAAGGUUGAAACAUCCAAAUAUUGUUCGGUUUAUUGGUGCAUGCCGUAAACCCAUGGUGUGGUGUAUUGUCACUGAAUAUGCUAAAGGAGGGUCAGUUCGUCAGUUUCUAGCUAGGCGACAAAAUCGAUCUGUGCCCUUGAAGUUAGCCGUGAAGCAGGCCUUGGAUGUGGCAAGGGGUAUGGAAUAUGUGCAUGGCCUGAAUCUGAUACAUCGUGACCUGAAAUCUGACAAUUUAUUAAUUUCUGCUGAUAAAUCAAUCAAGAUUGCGGACUUUGGGGUUGCUCGUAUUGAGGUGCAGACAGAAGGAAUGACACCAGAGACUGGAACAUACCGCUGGAUGGCCCCUACGCUUCUUAUCAUUCGUUCUGCUGAGGGUCUAUUGGAAACCACGUAUCUACCUUCUCAAGGUAGGGGUAAGGUCCACGUACACUCAACCCUCUUAGACCCCCCCCCCCCCCCCAAAAAAAAAAAAAAAAAAAAACACCUGUGAGAACACACUGGGUUCAUUGUUGUUUUACAUACUUGUGGUUGCAAUGCAAUUGUCUUCAAAUUAUCAAAGAAAAUAGAGAAAUGGCAGCAAUAAGAUAUGUUUAUUUUCCAGCAUGAUAUUUGGCUGAACAUUUCUUUGCACUAUAUCUUCUGUUUAAUGAUAUAAAUAUACUACCACUGCAUUGCCUAAAGAUAGAUUUACAGUGAAAAAGUGAUGGGUUUAAUUGUUUUCUUGAUGAUCGAGAAACCUGUCGGGAACCAACUGAAGCUCUUGAAACUUGGGGAUCGUGGACUCGCCCCGCCUCGCGCCUCUUCCCUCAAACCUUUGGACCGAUGGAGCUUGCGAAACUUGGGAAUGAUGGGCCCAUCCUCCACCCUCUUAAAAUUUUCCUGGAGCCAACCGGAGCUUUUGAAACUUAGGGAUGAUGGACUCAUGGACCCAUCCUUUUACCAGUUUACCUUCCUCCACCUUAUAUCGGCCUUAAUUCACUUAGCGAAGUGUUUUUAUUGUGACCUAAGAUGCAAAUUCCUCACCCUUUGCCAAUUGAGCUAACCCCUCGGGCAAAAUAUGAUGGGUUUAAGUACUCUAUAACCUUUUGAAAACCCAGAUUGAUUGUGUCUAAUAUUCCUUUUGUAUGCCUGUUAUUGCUAAGAGAGAGAGAGAGAAGUUGUUUCUUCUGGUCAAUCCUUAAACUUCGUUAUUUGUGCCUCUUGCUAGAAGUAUAAAAAAACUCCUCCUUUUGUGGGUUUUAGUGUGCUUAAUUCAGUCUAACUCAUGAAAUUUGUUUUCAGGAUGUGUAGAGAUGAACCGUAGUUCACUCUCAUGUGCUUUUAAGGAAUGUUCUAGUUAGAUCAGUAUACAGAAACUCAUCAUCUGUCACCUUCGUUUUAAACUUUUUAAGGGUUAAAGUUAAUUAAAUAUUUUUUGGCUUCAUCAUAUAUUUGUCUCUCAUCUUCUAUUCCCUUGUCUGCCAUUCUAGGAUCUCACUGGUAAUAAAUUGUUCAUGACGCUCGUUCCAAGUAACAGUAAUCAUACUGAGAAGUGUUAACUAUUUCUGUUUGAUAGUUGUAGGCACUUCAGAUUAAGUGGUUCAACUUAUUUUUUCGGAGUGUCAUCUCUUAUUCUUAACUUAAAUUCAACAGAAUUAGCUCCAAGACUAGUCUUUCUUUUUAUAAUGUUGUUUCCAGGCCUAGUGCGCACCUCGGGUAUUCACGAGGCACUUGCUACUACCGCCAACAUGGGUACCAGAUAACUUGGUCUACCAAGGCUUGGACAGAUAUGAUUUUGUCUAAACCAUGGUCGCGCCUCUUCAUUGACCACUAGGUCACACCUUGUGCUCCAAUAUUAGUCUUUUCUCCUUGCCUUAUUUCAAAGGAUAAAAGUAAGAAGAGUUGUUAUUCUAAUAGAAAUCAUUUUUUAAAUCCUUUGAAAUGAAGAUUGGUGUAAGUUAUAGAGCAUUGGGUAGUAAUAUAGCUUUGGAUUGCAUAGUUGUUAUCCUAAUUGAAAUGAUUUUUUAUAAAUCGUUUGAAAUGAAAGUUAAGGCACCCUUCUCCUAGUAGAAGGGUUAUUAUCUUGCCCUUUUAUCCCCAGAACUCAGGAAUACCUUUUUCUAUGCCCCUCUCACAUUUAUCAGAAAAUUCUUUUUUUUUUGGUGCAGUUCAGUUAAGGUAACCCACCUUUACAAACAUUGUAAUUGCACCACAUGAGUGUUAUUUUUUAUUUUUUUUUGGAGGGAGGGGGGAAUGAGUUUUAUUUGAAUAUAAAAGAAUGUGUUUGAAACUUCCUGACUUAAAGGAGACAUCUGCAGACUGCACUACAAGGUCUUCCUCCCCUUGCUUUGGUGCCCUGCUACUUUUUGAACAGUUCCUGAAGUGUUGCCUCUUGGCUCUUAGUAAUGGGCUCAAAUCUUAUUGUUGGAUAAGUAUCCUGCUCUUUUUGAGGUCCCUUGGUUAAGUUUCUUAGGUUUGGUACGUUUUUGUGAUCUCAUUAUAGUAGUACAUUUAAUGAGGAGAAUAAUGAAAGAUCUUUUCUUCAAAGAAGUGUCAGGUUUUUAGAUCUCUCUUGGAGAAGUAUGAAAGAAAAGUGCAUGCGUUAAAUUUUCUAAAGGAUUUAGAUAGGCUGAUAUAGCAUGUGUACAGUCACAUGAAAAACAAACAAGAAUAUUGAAGGUACAAAUUCACAUAUGUAAGAAUAUCAUAACUUUGUCUACUAAGAAGUUAUACUUCUGUAUGUAUGGGUAAACUGUAGGUCAUUGUGCCAAUCAUUGCAUUUGCAUACUUGAUAGCUUAAGCAGUUGUCAGAUAAACUUUAUAAUCAUGUGAUUAAAACAGAAAGAACAAGCAAAAUUACCAAUGCCCCAUUGAUAAUUGCAGCAAUAGUUCUAAUGACAAAAACAAAAUGUUCAUUUCAAUUUAGGCCUGAAUAGAGCAUGGUGGUUGCAAAUCCAUAUAGCCAGACCCAACUUUUGGUUGUGGUCAAGCUAGUUGUUUGAUUGAUUAUUUAUUGCAUCACUACUACUUGGGUGCCUUUUCAAUCGGAAACUUGAUCAACAUGUUGCUACAUUUUAACAAACCAGAAGAUAUCUGAACUUAUCAAUGGUUUAGAGCCCUUAGAAAUUAUUCAUGUUAGCCUUUACAAAAGUUCUUUUAAAAAGGUGUUCCUUAUUAUUAUUUUCUUUCUUGGGCUUGAUAUGGCAGUUAGGAUGUGUACCUUGAGUUAGAUGAGCAAUCCAGGAUGAAAAGAAAUUGAAAGAUAGAGUUAUAUCCAUUUCCAUCGGCUGGAGAUCCAUUACAUAAUUAAGCUUCAAGAAGAGUAUCGGUGGAUAUAUCUCUAGGAUACAAUUGUUUUAAUUAGUUUCCACGGUCUAGCUUUCAACACAAUAUUAGAGAUGAAACUUGUCUUGGGAGAUGAAAUUACAUUUUUUUUAAAUGCUAAGGGGAUUGGAGAUUAAUUGUGCAGUUGUUAGAGAAGUAUGAGAAAUGAAGCUUUUUAUUUCCAAUUGGACAACCUUUUUCUGACAUUUAGUCGAAGAAGAUUGUGUUUAUCGGUGCCAAUAAGACACUGUCCAAAUGCCUGUAUUGUGUUUGCAUUUGUCAAAGAAAUAUGACAGAUGAAAUUUUUCAUUUUCAAUUGGACAAUCUUUUCCAACAUUUAGUUGAAGAAGAUAGUAUUUGUGGGUGAAUAUAAGACACUGUCAGAAUGCUUGUAAUAGGUAUGGACGUAUCUAGUGGCUCUGGUGAUUUUUAAGUGUGCUGUUACAGUUGAGAUGGACCACUUUGCUGUGAUGGCACAAGAUUUUUGAAUGCAAUUCAUCCCAGUGCGAGGAUUGAGUAGUGUGUUGAUGAGUAGCAUGAAUGACUUGAGGAAAAUAGAUGGGAACUUGCCUAGUACCAAAGUUGAUGCAAUAGAAGUUGUCCCAGUUGCAAUCUUCAUGUCAAACAAGGCUUGUAGCUUGGCAUGUGCAGCAACUCUUAGAAAUCACAUCCAAUUAUAAUAUAUUCACAAAUUGAUUUUAGUUAGGUUAUUUAGAAA
Messenger RNA from Solanum lycopersicum (tomato), 4895 nucleotides. RefSeq names its product serine/threonine-protein kinase STY13. NCBI's taxonomy places the organism in Eukaryota, Viridiplantae, Streptophyta, Magnoliopsida, Solanales, Solanaceae. Gene Ontology annotation, molecular function: protein kinase activity; ATP binding. Gene Ontology annotation, biological process: protein phosphorylation; signal transduction. Gene Ontology annotation, cellular component: cytoplasm. The record is from RefSeq and is a predicted model, not a curated record.